AUGGAGAGCAACGAUAAGUCACCAACACAUCCCAUGAACGUCAAAAUGCAAGAAAGGAGAGAACCGAACUCUGCAGAGGAUAAGAAGAACAAAAACUUCGACCACGAUAUACAAGAAGAUCAUUCCGAAUCGACCCACACUUCAACAAACCCAAAUUCAAGCCACACCGGGUCAACAAACAUCAUUGUCAGCGACUUGUCGCUUCAAGUCCAUACAAGAGAGGGAGAUGCAGCAAACGCAGGAGAAGGGUUUGACGAGUACAUGGACGCCUUGAACCCCGAGACGGCCGCCGAGCCGGAACAUGUUGCACGACCACCGCGUUUCCCCAUCGACGAUGUCGACGAUGAGAUUCCUUACAAAGAUUUCUAUUCUGCAGAUUCGGACAAGGAGAAUGAUGCGACUGUGACAAAUGUUACGAGAGAUAUUGAGAAGAUAGAAGCGGGAGAGCGGCAUUGGCAUAGGAACGGUUCAAAACUCGCUGCUCAUGCUGAGAAACGAACAACUCGGGAAGAUAAAGGGUGGCAAGAAUGGGCUGGUUCCAGAGACGAGGUGUUUGCAUCGGCUCACAGUGACAAUAAUCCCGAUGACAUCCCUGCUCUGGUUUCGGACGACGCUCAUUCCGAUCCAGAAUUUGAAGCCGAUAUGGAGCGUGCAAGACAAGAAAGCCUGCUACUCAGCUAUGCCAAGCUCCGUAGUACAUCUUCCAACAAGACUUCAUCCUGGCAGCCUUCGGUCAAAGCAUCGUCGCAUAACUCAGGCAAUGGGCAUCCUGAUGUUCAACAAAGCAUUCUUAACAGUCUUAGGACCAUUCAGCCAAAUGAUACCAACACAACCAACUCGAAGUCAGGCGAGGACGUAGCUGGAUAUGCUGAGAGUGACAUCGAUGGCAACGAUGAACGGCAAGACAAUGGUAGCAAGGAAUCUGUUGAUCAUGACCCAUGGACAGCUAUUGGUAUGGCCAGGGACACCUUCUAG
Cadophora gregata is the source of this 975-nucleotide messenger RNA. RefSeq lists its product as uncharacterized. The coding region runs from base 1 to 975 and encodes 324 amino acids. The record is from RefSeq and is a predicted model, not a curated record. NCBI's taxonomy places the organism in Eukaryota, Fungi, Ascomycota, Leotiomycetes, Helotiales, Ploettnerulaceae. The transcript has a single exon.